AUGGCGUCGACCUCGAGCUUGGAUUUGGGAAAGACCGUGCCGCCGGCUGGCUUCCUUCUCCACCGCCGCGUCGCCGUCCUCAGCGCCCCUGUUCUCUGGGGGAGGAGCGCGAGCGGGCGGUGCGGCCUCGCCAUCUCCGUUUCGUCCUCCAGUGGUGCAGCUGGGCUCUCCCCACUGAGUGACUCGGAGAAGAAAGGCCCUGUGGUGAUGGAGAUCCCGCUGGAAGAUAUCCGGAGGCUCGUAAUGCGAACACGUGCUAAUGAUUCUGACAAGGUGCAGGAACUCAUGGACAACAUCCGUGUCAUCGGCCUCCAAGUACCUUUGGGCAUCCUUUCCUUUAACAUUAAUUUUUCCAAAAUUAUUUUCUUUUAG
Messenger RNA from Triticum turgidum subsp. durum (durum wheat), 372 nucleotides. The record is from the annotation of a GenBank genome assembly. Lineage: Eukaryota; Viridiplantae; Streptophyta; Magnoliopsida; Poales; Poaceae.